AUGAUUCACAAUAAUACAAAAAUUUGUUUCAAAAAAUUUGAAGUAAUUUUCGAAGAGCGUCCAGAAGGUACAGAACUCACUAUUCCAAUAGAAGUAGGAAGCGGAAGAGUAGAUAUAACGUCAAAACCAUUUAAUGCAAAAGGAGGGUGCCAUUACAAAAUUAUAUUGGGCUAUAUGGUUAGCGAACCAUUAAAUGAUUUACAAAUCCAUAUUCAUACUUUUAAAAAAUCAAUGCCAUUUGGAAGAGAUGUUCAAAAAAUUGGUGAGGUACAUGGUAAUUCAAAUAAUUUAGAAUUUUUAUUCCCAUCAUUUGGUUGGGAGCAACCUUCUAGUCAAUCAUCUUCAAUGGGUGAAUACACAAUCAAAAUGUACUUCAAAGAUGGUAAAGAUAAUGAAUUGGCCACUUUCUUUUAUUCAUUCAAUGUAACCCCAGAUUGGGUUAAUGUAUUACCAACUAAUUAA
This is a messenger RNA of Dictyostelium purpureum, 462 nucleotides long. RefSeq lists its product as uncharacterized. NCBI's taxonomy places the organism in Eukaryota, Evosea, Eumycetozoa, Dictyosteliales, Dictyosteliaceae. The record is from RefSeq and is a predicted model, not a curated record. Bases 1 to 462 code for a protein of 153 amino acids. The transcript has a single exon.